This is a messenger RNA of Alnus glutinosa, 2268 nucleotides long. RefSeq names its product protein FAR1-RELATED SEQUENCE 4-like. NCBI's taxonomy places the organism in Eukaryota, Viridiplantae, Streptophyta, Magnoliopsida, Fagales, Betulaceae. Gene Ontology annotation, biological process: regulation of DNA-templated transcription. The transcript has 11 exons. The coding region runs from base 1 to 2268 and encodes 755 amino acids. The record is from RefSeq and is a predicted model, not a curated record.
AUGGCGAAGACAAAAGUUCAAAAGAAUAUGUCACAAACCACGUGGCAUAAGAUAUGUGAAUCAUUUGCCAACAAAGAUUGGAAGCGUAAGUCCUUACGUAAUAAGAAGAGACAAACUGGGGUGGAACCUAAGGUAAUUGACUUUUAUAAGAUCUCUCACACAAAGAAAGAUGGGUCAUUUGUGACUCCGCUAUGUGAAGAACGAUACAAUUUGAUGCAAGACAUGUUGGUUGACGAAGAAGUUGUCUUAAAUGAAGAUGAAAUAUUUACACAAGUUCUUGGUGGGAAACAUUCUGGCCAUGAGCACAAUGUCAUAAUUUUGCCCAAUUUGAUGGGGAAGGUUAAAGAGAUUCGAUUCGAAAACUUCACGUCUUUUGUGCUAUGGAGUAUGAUGGACUUAUCACAACUGGACUUGAUUUCACAAUGCGAAGAUAAUUGUUCAUUGACACAUAUUGAACUUGAUGAUGUUGUGGCCAUCAAAAUGGACCCUCAAAAUGGAAUGUUGGAUGGAAAUGGAAAUGAAAUUGUAGUUGAUGAACAAUUAAAUGAUAGUGUGGUUAAUUGUCGGUCCAAGGCCAAGCUCAUAGAUGGAGAUAAAGUUGUUGAGGAACCUAAGAACAGUAUGCUAUUUGGCUCCAUGGAGGAAGUCAUUGACUAUUAUAGGAAUUAUGCAAAGCAAGCGGGAUUUGGUGUGAUACAAAAGAAGAAGAAAAAGUAUGAAAAUGGAGAUGGAGAUGUACAUUACAUCACCCUGACUUGUGCUCGUGGAGGCAAAGCAUCAGUCAGUUCAAGUAAUAACAUUUGCAAGCCUAACAAAACAAUCAAAACGGGGUGUAAGGUUACUUUGAAUGCAACGUUAGUGGGUACAUCGUGGUAUGUGACAAAUGUAAAUCUAUGGCAUAAUCACGAUUUAAGCCCAGGUAAAGCAAGAUACUUUCGGUGCAACAAGAUGUUGGAUCCUGCUACGAAGAGAAAGCUUGAUAUAGAUGAUAGAGCUGGAAUCCGAGGUGUCGCAGCACUUCGUGACUAUUUCAAUAGAAUGCGGAAAGUGAAUGAUGAUUUCUAUUUUGAUAUAGACGUGGAUGAUGAGUGUAGGCUGAGAAAUGUGUUUUGGACUGAUGCACGAAGUAGGGCAUCGUAUGAAGAUUUUGGUGAUGUGGUUACAUUUGACACAACAUACUUAACCAACAAAUACAAAAUGCCAUUUGCCCCUUUUGUGGGGGUAAACCAUCAUGGUCAAUCAAUUCUUUUAGGAGCGGCAUUAAUUUCAUAUGAGGAUACGGCGUCAUUUGUUUGGUUGUUCGAGGCAUGGUUGAAAUGCAUGAAGGGCCGUGCGCUAGGGGCAAUUAUUACAGAUCAAGAUAGGGCCAUGAAAAAUGCUAUUAGUAAGAGUAUGCUCGAGUGUUAUAAUCUGGAGGAGAAUGCAUGGCUGCGUGAUUUAUACAGUGAACGGACUUUCUGGGAAUUUGUAGAUCAAUACGAUAACGCUUUGCGUAGGAAGGUUGAGGUUGAGAAUGUUGCUGAUUUUGAUUCCUUCAAUACCACAAUUUCAUGUGUAAGCUAUUGGCCCAUUGAGAAGCAAUUUCAAAAAAUGUACACCCAUGCCAAGUUUAAAGAAGUUCAGAAUGAGAUUUCAGAGUUGUUGUUUGUUCGAAUCAAGAGGAUUUUGUGCAAACAUGCCAUAUCCGUGUUGACUACAUUUGAAGAUGUGGAUUUGUUGCCCAAAAAGUAUUUUCUAAACCGAUGGAGGAAGGAUUUGAAGCGGCCAUAUAAGCUAAUCAAGAAUAGUUAUGAUCCCUUGAGUGGCAACCCUACUGCAAAUCAAUAUGCUGAACUGAGCAAAAAUGUGCUGAAGUUAUCCGCAAUUGUAGCACCAAACGUGGACCAUUGCAUGGAAGUGCAAAAGUAUGUUGAUAUGCUAAUUAAGAAAUUUAGCAGUCCAAGCUGUGAACAAAGUCAACCUUCCCAAUCGCUCCCAAGUGCACCUAUGAUCGAUAAUGAAGCCAUGGAUUGUAUGGAGGUGGAGGUGUGUAGUCCUCUCGUGGCUCGGACUAAAGGGAAGCGACCAUCAACGAGAAAAGUGUAUGUGGUUGAAAAAGCAGUGAGGAAAAAGUCAAAAGGAGGAAAUAAGAAACAGAGUAACACAAAUCCCGAGCAGCAAAGGAAAAAGAAAAAGAAGGAGGAAAAGAGGUGGGUGAUGAGUGUAAUGGAAUUUGAAUCAGGUGACAAUGUUCUUUCCUUAUAUGAGUUUGAGUACCAUAAACCAUAA